This is a messenger RNA of Mesorhabditis spiculigera, 546 nucleotides long. Lineage: Eukaryota; Metazoa; Nematoda; Chromadorea; Rhabditida; Rhabditidae. The record is from the annotation of a GenBank genome assembly.
AUGCUCCGGAAGGGGUUUCACGAUUUUGCCUCGAUUUUUUAUGCUAUAAGCUGCCUAAUCGAGACGGUGUGUAGUCAGUACGGCUAUGAGCGAUCCUCGUCAAAUGUCGACAUGGGAGGCGGUCGACCAUUGUUGCCGCCUUGCCCGGGCCUUUGGCAAUUUGGUUGCAAGAACGGAGAAUGCAUAGCCAAAUACGAUGUAUGUGAUGGCAUCCCCCAAUGCAGCGAUGGAUCUGAUGAAUGGAAUUGUGACGAUGUCGCCAGAUUAAAGCAAAACCCAGGAAAAGCGGCCGAACUUGCAGCGAAUGGCGGCGUUCUCGCCACGACGACCCCACCAGCCCCAACGUCAAACGUCGCUGGCGGUCUUCUCACUCGACAUCAGGUUUUCCUGAUCGGCGGUGGGACAGUGGCCCUUUGCGUGGCCAUUCUACUCUUCAUCCGACGACGUGCCAGAAUUCGGGCAGUCUCCCGCAAUCGACGAAUUGGCAUGGGAAUGUUGCGAGACGAUUCCGAUGAAGACGACAUUCUGAUAACGUCGAUGUACUCA